Messenger RNA from Colletotrichum truncatum, 414 nucleotides. RefSeq lists its product as uncharacterized. The record is from RefSeq and is a predicted model, not a curated record. Lineage: Eukaryota; Fungi; Ascomycota; Sordariomycetes; Glomerellales; Glomerellaceae.
AUGCUCUUUUCGAGUCCAAUUCUUGGGUCAAAGUCCAACUGUCUAUCCAUCAUGAAAUUCUCAUCCCUCGUCACCAUCGCCGUCGGCGCCCAAGUCGCAGCAGCUGUUGACUGUGUGGUAUCCAACGCGAGGCCAGGUCCAAAAGCCUAUUUUGACAGUGGCAAGGUGUUGUACAGUCCUGCUUACAAAGUACAAUCCAUCUCAUCCAAUACUUUCUCUCUAUUCUAUUCCCCCCCGUCUACUGGCACGUCAUCUGGAACCCUAAGACUUCAAAACAUUACUACGGGAAACCGCUUAGUUAUCUGUCCCAAGUCUGGAAGCGCCAAGACGUGUUUCUGGCUCAAUCCCGAUAGCCAGUGCACUUCAAGGCUAAAGUACAGGAACGUGGACGGAUUUGAGGUCUUCGAAGCUUAG